UGACUCCCGCCAUGUAUAUUGUGUGCUGCAGUACCCGCGUGGGACCGAGGGGGGCGCUGUGCACUCAGCCUCCAGACACACAGCACUGACUGAGCUGCACGGACAGAGAGCUUUGUGCCGAAAACUAAACCAACCUGUGUCAGACUAAUGAAUUAAAACGGGCCACUUGAGAGAGGCCAGUAGAAGACCGUGUGGACCACACAUCAACAAGCAUGGAGUUCCCGCAACAGCAGAAACCGGCGGGGGACGGAAAGAUCACCUAUCCGCCCGGAGUGAAGGAGAUUACCGACAAAAUCAGCAACGAUGAAAUGGUCAAACGGUUGAAGAUGGUGGUGAAGACCUACAUGGACAUGGACCAAGACUCCGAGGAGGAGAAGCAGCAGUAUCUCGCCCUGGCGCUCCACCUCGCCUCCGAGUUCUUCCUCAGGAACCCCAACAAAGACGUCAGGCUACUGGUGGCCUGCUGCCUGGCUGACAUCUUCAGGAUCUACGCCCCCGAGGCCCCCUACACCUCCCAUGACAAACUCAAGGACAUUUUCCUGUUUAUCACCAGACAGCUAAAGGGACUGGAAGACACUAAGAGCCCUCAGUUCAACAGAUACUUCUACCUGCUGGAGAACCUGGCGUGGGUGAAGUCGUACAACAUAUGCUUUGAACUGGAGGACUGCAACGAGAUCUUUAUCCAGCUUUUCAAAACACUCUUCUCAGUCAUAAACAACAGCCAUAAUCAGAAGGUGCAGAUGCACAUGAUAGACCUGAUGAGCUCCAUAAUCAUGGAGGGUGACGGAGUCACACAAGAGCUGUUGGACACCAUCCUCAUUAAUCUCAUCCCUGCACACAAGAAUCUGAACAAGCAGGCGUACGAUCUUGCAAAGACUCUGCUGAAGAGGACGGUCCAGACCAUCGAGACGUGCAUCGCAAACUUCUUCAAUCAGGUGUUAGUAAUGGGCAAGUCGUCGGUCAGCGACCUGUCGGAGCACGUCUUCGACCUCAUCCAGGAACUGUUCACCAUCGACCCCAUGCUGCUUACUUCUGUCAUGCCACAGCUGGAAUUCAAACUCAAGAGCAACGACGGCGAGGAGCGUCUAGCUGUUGUCCGGUUGCUGGCAAAGCUGUUUGGGGCCAAAGACUCUGAGCUGGCGUCCCAGAACCGACCGCUGUGGCAGUGCUUCUUAGGGCGGUUCAACGACAUCCAUGUUCCCGUCCGGCUAGAGUGUGUUAAGUUCGCUAGCCACUGCCUCAUGAACCACCCAGACCUGGCCAAAGACUUGACAGAGUAUUUGAAAGUGCGCUCGCACGACCCAGAGGAAGCUAUCCGCCACGAUGUCAUUGUGACCAUUAUCAACGCCGGGAAAAAGGAUCUCAACUUGGUCAAUGACCAGCUGUUGGGCUUCGUACGAGAGAGGACCUUAGACAAGAGGUGGCGUGUGCGUAAAGAGGCCAUGAUGGGCCUCGCUCAGCUUUUUAAGAAGUACUGCCUGCACUACGAGGCGGGGAAGGAGUCAGCCCAGAAGAUCAGCUGGAUCAAAGACAAACUACUGCACAUCUACUAUCAGAACAGCAUUGACGACAAGUUAUUAGUCGAGAAGAUCUUCGCUCAGUACAUGGUUCCUCACAGUCUUGACACGGAGGAGAAGAUGAAGUGUCUGUACUACUUGUACGCCUGCCUGGACACCAACGCUGUCAAGGCCCUGAAUGAGAUGUGGAAGUGUCAGAACAUGCUCAGAAGCCUGGUCAAAGAGCUGCUCGACCUCCACAAGCUGCCAGUGUCCGAGGCGAAUAACACGGCCAUGUUUGGGAAGCUGAUGAGUGUCGCCAAGAACCUCCCAGACGCCGGAAAGGCCCAGGACUUUAUGAAGAAGUUCAACCAGGUUUUGGGUGAAGACGAGAAGCUCCGAGUCCAGCUGGAGGUGCUCAUCAGCCCGACAUGCUCCUGCAAACAGGCCGAGAUCUGUGUGAGGGAGAUCACACGAAAGUUGACGUUCCCCAAACAGCCCACCAACCCGUUCCUGGAGAUGGUUAAGUUCCUGCUGGAGCGCAUCGCCCCCGUCCACAUCGACUCGGAGGCCAUCAGUGCUCUGGUGAAGCUGCUUAACAAGUCCAUUGAGGGCACCGCUGACGACGACGAGGAGGGCGUUACCCCCGAUACAGCCAUCCGCUCCGGGCUGGAGCUCCUUAAGGUCUUAUCGUUCACACACCCAACAGCGUUCCACUCCGCAGAAACCUACGAGUCUCUGCUGCAGUGUUUGAAGAUGGAGGACGAGAAAGUGGCGGAGGCAGCCAUCCAGAUAUUCAGAAACACGGGACAGAAGAUUGAGACGGAGCUACAACAGAUACGAUCGACUCUGAUUCCCGUCCUGCAUCAGAAAGCCAAGCGGGGAACGCCCCACCAGGCCAAGCAGGCGGUCCACUGCAUCCACGCCAUCUUUAACAACAAGGAGGUGCAGCUGGCACAGAUUUUUGAGCCUCUGUCACGUAGUCUGAACGCAGACGUCCCAGAGCAGCUCAUCACUCCCCUCGUGUCCCUGGGUCACAUCUCCAUGCUGGCACCAGAUCAGUUUGCUUCGCCCAUGAAGUCCAUCGUGGCCAAUUUCAUCGUCAAGGACUUGCUCAUGAAUGACCGGUCAGUGGGAAACAAGAAUGGGAAGCUGUGGACCACGGAUGAGGAAGUUUCACCCGAGGUCCUAGCUAAGGUGCAGGCCAUCAAGCUGCUCGUGCGCUGGUUACUAGGAAUGAAGAACAACCAAUCCAAGUCGGCGAACUCCACUCUGCGCCUGCUGUCGGCAAUGCUGGUCAGCGAGGGCGACCUCACAGAGCAGAAGAAGAUCAGCAAGUCGGACAUGUCCCGCCUGAGGCUGGCUGCAGGCGGAGCCAUCAUGAAGUUGGCCCAGGAGCCGUGUUACCACGACAUCAUCACACCCGAACAGUUUCAACUCUGCGGCCUCGUAAUCAACGACGAGUGCUACCAGGUCCGUCAGAUCUUCGCGCAGAAGUUGCACCUGGCUCUCGCCAAGCUGAUGCUGCCCCUGGAGUACCUCGCCGUCUUCGCCCUGUGCGCCAAGGAUCCGGUGAAGGAGCGCCGCGCGCACGCCCGACAGUGCCUCCUCAAGAACAUUUCAGUCCGAAGGGAGUACAUCAAACAGAACCCACUCGCUCAGGAAAAACUUGUCUCCCUCCUUCCUGAAUAUGUCGUCCCAUAUAUGAUCCACCUGCUGGCCCACGACCCGGACUUCACAAAACCGCAUGAAUAUGAACAGCUUAAAGACAUUAAAGAGUGUCUGUGGUUCAUGCUGGAAGUUCUGAUGACCAAGAAUGAGAACAACAGCCAUGCGUUCCUAAGGAAGAUGGUGGAGAACAUCAAACAGACCAAGGAUGCACAGUGUCCCGAGGACGCCAAAGCCAACGAGAAACUGUAUAUAGUCUGCGAUGUGGCUCUCUUCGUCAUCGCCAAUAAGAGCACUGCGUGUCACCUGGACUCCCCUAAAGACCCGGUCCUGCCCUCCAAGUUCUUCCUCGUACAGGACAAGGACUUUAAAAAUGAUAAAGAGUAUCUGUCGACGGAGAUGAGACAAGUGCUGCUCACUGGAAAGCCUAAACCUGCUCCGGUGUUGGGAGCUGUGAACAAGCCUCUGACGGUACCGGGGAGGAGGAUCUUCACGAAGACCCCCACGGGCUCCGACACAGCCAGUAACACCAGCACCAACUCCUCCCCCCUGAACAGCUCCACUAUCAACAAGAACAGCAACGCCGUCACCGAGUCGUCAGCGCAGGAAAACAAUGAGAACCCGGUCAUCCAGCACGAUGUGGGGAAGAAGGAGGAGCCGAGUCAGAACGUGACCCCCGGCGGCGACACCGCGGCGUCGCCCGUCAAGCGGCGCGGCCGCCAACCCAAGUCCGCCACCGCCGCUCCCGUCGAGAAAGAGGUGGCGCCGGCCGCGGCGAGCCGCGGCAGGAAGAGGGCGGCCGACCCCAAUCCCAACCCGCCGGCGGACUCCAUCAACAUCAAGAUGUCGAAACAGCAGCAGCAGCAGAACGACGAAGGGACAAAGAGACAGAUUGACUUGCAGAGGUAAGGAGGAAGCCGGCGAAGGUGAAACGAAGACUAGAGAGAAUCGGGCCAGACUCUUCCUCAUAUCUCCCCCGCCCUCCGUACACGCGCCUCGGACUCUAAAGCUUUCCUGGACACAUUAUGGACCUUACUUAAAACACACACACACACACGAACCACUGACAUCCUAGAAGGUUUUAAACACCUUAGUCACGAUUUGAAGCUCAUUGUAUGUAGGUCUUACAAAAAAAACAUGUUAUUUUUUUGCCUUUCGUUUGUUGCUCUUUGCUUCUUUUGUGGAGCUAUUUUUAAGAAAACAAAAACAGGAUGGACAUUUUACAAACGUUUUAAUCUGGUUAUGAUUGUUGCUUAUUAAAUUCCCUGGGAAAAAAAUCCUA
This is a messenger RNA of Gasterosteus aculeatus aculeatus (three-spined stickleback), 4446 nucleotides long. It is a transcript of the gene pds5a, whose product is annotated as PDS5 cohesin associated factor A. Gene Ontology annotation, cellular component: nucleus; chromatin. Gene Ontology annotation, biological process: DNA repair; mitotic sister chromatid cohesion. The record is from RefSeq and is a predicted model, not a curated record. NCBI's taxonomy places the organism in Eukaryota, Metazoa, Chordata, Actinopteri, Perciformes, Gasterosteidae.